AUGAAGGCUUAUAUCUUCCUAUUUGUGAUAGUCGCUGCCGCGGCCAACGCGAUGCCAGCCCACAAACGUGCGGAGGAGAACACCUCUUCUCAGAAGGCGGGCUACCAUCCGGACUGCGGCUCCCCGAACUCAACCAAAUUAUGCCAGGAGCGUUACGGCGUUGGCUGCAACGACGACGGGUCUUUGCACACCGGUAAUUACUCUUUCUGUGGUAUUCUGGUGUGCAAAUGCAGGCCCAAUUAG
Annulohypoxylon truncatum is the source of this 243-nucleotide messenger RNA. RefSeq lists its product as uncharacterized. The transcript has 2 exons. Bases 1 to 243 code for a protein of 80 amino acids. NCBI's taxonomy places the organism in Eukaryota, Fungi, Ascomycota, Sordariomycetes, Xylariales, Hypoxylaceae. The record is from RefSeq and is a predicted model, not a curated record.